AUGAACGAUGCAAAGCACACUGUACAGCACGUGUUGUAUAAAUGGCGCAGCGGACAGCAACGGCUCGAUACGAUCGCAGAGCGCGGACCAUGGAGAGAGACCCCGCAGCAUUUCACUCGAGCUCUUCAAUCAACCCUCGAGCUCGUGGCACCAGGUGAUCACUCGACCACCAGGUCUCUCACUGAUAGCGGUGAAAAUCAAUCGAUGUUACUUAAUCACCAGAAAUUACAUACUUUGAGCAAGCAGCUCAUUAAACUUUGCAGUAAUCCGGAUUCUCUGAGUCUGCGAAAUUUACGACUGUCUUCGAGCGUGCGUCUUAGCGGCUACCGCACCAAGACUGACGGUAAUGCGAUUAUCGACCUGGAGGAUGACCAUGCAUCGUCGCCAAAUAGACGACUAGUUAGAGGAAGCCCUAGUCUAUAUUCUCGAGAAAAAUCCAGACCUACAGUUAUUCGAGGAAAAUCAGCGGCUCGUUCUCAAAUCGGCAUGGUUGCGAGCAGUCAACUAAGGACGACGAAAGCUCGAGAUCAAAUCCAGGUUUCAUAAUCGGGUUCUUGAUACGGAAAGUAAUUCAAUCGUGAGAAGAGCCGCAUCACUAUGGAGCCGAAUGUAAUCUAUAGGAUCUUGUACCGUAUUGAUUCUCGGAGAGGAUGAUGAACUGAACACACCUUUAAUGAAAACCUUUUCAUGGCUGCAGUUCAAGGUACUUAAACAUCGUUUGGUAAGCGUAUUCAAUAUUCCAAAUAAAUGUGAAAAUAUGUAAGUAGUUUGUUUCAACUUGGAAAAGCUAUGUUUUUUACUUGGAUUGUAUAAAAACGAUAAUGAACAGCGAUAACUUCGGAGCUAUCUCUGAACGCCCUCUCCCACACUCC
Messenger RNA from Neodiprion fabricii, 872 nucleotides. RefSeq lists its product as uncharacterized. NCBI's taxonomy places the organism in Eukaryota, Metazoa, Arthropoda, Insecta, Hymenoptera, Diprionidae. The transcript has 2 exons. Bases 1 to 546 code for a protein of 181 amino acids. The record is from RefSeq and is a predicted model, not a curated record.